This is a messenger RNA of Siniperca chuatsi (mandarin fish), 7474 nucleotides long. RefSeq names its product zinc finger protein 800b (gene znf800b). Lineage: Eukaryota; Metazoa; Chordata; Actinopteri; Centrarchiformes; Sinipercidae. The transcript is spliced from 12 exons. Bases 1684 to 4491 code for a protein of 935 amino acids. The record is from RefSeq and is a predicted model, not a curated record.
CUUCCCGAGCAUGGUUGUUUUUGCAGAAAAUGGCGUCAUCGCCCUCUUGUUUCUGCCUGGCCGCGGUGGGGAGAGGAAUAGUUUCAGAGAGUUGUAGCAGCCUUUACAUGUAGCGUUUACCUCCUCAAAGAUGAAUUCGCCUACUACAAUGUGUUUUAUUCAAUAGUAAAUCGCCAAAACACGAGAUAGUUCGUGAUUUCGCUCGGUAGAAGGACGCGCAAAGAUGGAAGGGUCACCGGUCCUGUGCGCCAAGCUGCUUCUUGGAAAAGGUGGCACGGAGCCGCAAAACGCAGCGUUUUACAUUAAUAAUAAUGCCAUUCCGACCGGCUCUAGGCUAAUCCAGAUGACCGAGGGUGGUUUAAUGUUAUUACCCGAGUGGUGAUGGACGUAUUUAUGGGAGGACUGCACCUUGUCUUUGUGUGUAUUUUAUUCGGGUUAGCUCGUUUUUACGCCGCACUCCCCUGCCAUGCUGCAAUCGUUAUGAGGGGCCUCUCUUUUACGGCUUGAAAGGUGCAUUUUGUACUUGGCUUUUCCUUUGAUCAAGUCAAGCUGCCCCUUUGUUGCUCAAUAGUGGCGUUUUGGGCUGACAAUAUAACCGUGUAAAAAGAGAUUUUCGGGGGAUAAUGGGGGCGAUGCAAAUCGUGCCAUGAGAACGGCGACUGCCCUGCGCUCUGGUUCGCUACUUGCCAGACGAGGACAGCCUGAAUGAGAUAAAAAUAAAAGUAUUUUGGACGAAUCACAUAGUUUGCACAAAACUGGGGAAGUCCGGCGCUGCGCAAUGAUUGUGUUGUUGCUUUGCGCAGAGCACAGUGGCAGCUGCUGUAACCGCCGCCACCAUUUCGCCGCGAUAUUUUUUGUGUGUGUUGGCCAACCUUUUGUAAAUAGUUGGGGACUCUUGGAUAAAAGAGCACAAUAGUAUUCAUGCGGGCCCUUUAUGGCCUGUGAAUGCGGUCCUAAGUCCCACUCCGGCUGUCCUGUCUUUCCCCGUCAGCUACGUGCAUGCGUCCUAGCACUGGCCACCACACAUCCACCAUAGCGAGGCCACACGGUUCCUUGUGUAUACGCUCUGCUUGGUUCCUCCUGUGACCAAAAAGUCGAGGACUGAUCGUGUGCUGAGUGUUAUGGUACAGGCCAUUACGAUCAACUCGAAACAACGGCAAAACAUCAGCCAUGGAGACUGCACAUCGUUCGUUCCGUGCACAUUUUUAUUAAGUUUCCUGAGUUAUGCAACCGCAUCCCCGUAGAGCGAACUGCUCAUCCGCCUUUAUUUACUUGUCACUACCAUCGGAUGGAUAUUUCUGUGUGUAAUAUCUGGUAAAUUGGACCAGUCCCUGCGGCGACGACACUGAUUGAGGAAGAUAUGUCAUUUGCAAAUCACCCAGUGCCAUUUGCGUCACAGCCCGCGGCCUCGCACGCCCAUGGGGGGCGAUGGAGUUGCAAAUGGAGACUGUGUGUGUGUGCUGACGCUGCCCCAGCUGAAAGGGAACCAAUAGACACGGACCCGGUCGGCUACAAUCGCCGUGCGCUUCCACUCUCCAGUAGUGCACCGACUUGGGAUUCUGUAUCAACACGGAAGAUCGCGCAGUUUAUUCGGGAUGGUUAGGUUUCCUUCGCCCUGCCUGGGAUGCGUUACAGGUGUUUGCUGGUAGUGAACGUGUGGUGCAGCAGGCCAGUCUUGGCAGCAUGGUGAAGGCCCAGAAGUCAACUGGGAGGAAGAGCUCUCACUGUCACCGCAGACAGAGUGGUGGUCAGGCAGAGAUGGAGGAAGGCCAGCAGUCAGACACCCAGCAUCCUCCACAGGAGCAGCCCCAAGAAGGAGACCAGUUGUCUGAUCAAGCCCAACUCCAGACCAAUGCUUCACUUGAGGCGCUGUUGGAGAACUUGGACCAGGAGGAACCUCCAGUGGACGGCCAGGAAAAGGGUGACUCUGCUGCCCAGCUCCAGGCCAAGCCUCUGUGGAAGCCCAUUCCCCCUCUGCUGCCUGAGCCUGGGCACCACAGGAGCAGUACCACUGAGGUCAGGGACCAGAGCUGCCAGACUGAGGAACGGCUUCAGCAGACCAGCGCCAGCAGCCAUGGUCAUAACACAGGUCUCUGUGUGGAGCCUGGAGAUCCUCCUCUGCUCCAGCAGCCUCUGCAGACCUCCAAGUCUGGGAUUCAGCAGAUAAUUGAAUGCUUCCGUUCAGGCACCAGCCAGCUGAAGCACAUGCUGCUGAGGGAGGUGGACACCAUCUUCGAGUGCAAACUGUGUCGCAGUCUGUUCAGAGGCCUUCCCAACCUCAUCACACAUAAAGAGUAUUACUGCCUAUCACGGCUGCCUGAACCCGACGGUCCAUCGGGUGAUGACAGACAAAGUGUAGCCAUGAAGGAUUUAUUGGACGCCAUAUACCCCAGAGUCAACCGGCCAGACUAUGUUGUCCGACUGGAGCCCAUUCAGACCACUACCAAGGCUGUGUUCCAGUACCUCACCACAGAGGAGGAGUUGGCUAGAUAUCCAUCGCACACAGCCAGUGCCAGAGAGAGCCCGGUAGCGUGGGAAGGAGAACCAGUGGAGGGUGUGGACAACAACCAGCCGAGCCAGCCUGGAGGGCCAGAUAGCCACAGCAGCCCGGGACACAAUCAGGGACAGAGGAGAUGGGAGGCUGAGGAGGAGGCUAAAGAAGAGCAGCCACAGCAUGAAGAUGAGGGGUCCACUAGUGGGGUUGAGGAUGUAACAAUCUCCUGUUGUCUAUGCGGUCAGGACUUUAACUCACGCCGCAGCAUCAGGCGUCACUGCCGCAAAAUGCACCAGACCAAACUGGAAGAGCUCCGAAAGUUCACAGAGACACGUACAGUUCCCACAAGCCUGCUCUCUAUGGUGAAAGGUCGGCCAAGGACUCUCAGCACACCUACUGGAAAAUCCUGCCCCGUGUGCCUCAAAACCUUUGCAACUAAAGCCAACGUACGCCGUCAUUUUGACGAGGUGCAUCGCGGUCUACGGAGGGACACCAUCACACCCAGCAUCGCCUCGCGGCCUGGCCAGUCCUUCUCUCUAGAAGUCACCCCCCCCAGGAAGAACAACAAUGCCUCUCCAACACGUGGCAGCAACUCCAAGUCCACCCCUGUGAACUCUAAAACAACGCCUUCAAACCAAAACCAGUCCAAACCUCAGAGUCAGCUCCCAGCCUCUCCACAAGCGGCCCCGGCCUCAUGUCGCUGCACGCUCUGCAAGAGGAACUACAGCUCUCAGCUCAUGUUGAAGAGACACAUGCGUAUUGUCCACAAAAUAUACAGCAUCAAAAGUAACAGGCCUACUACCACGUCAACCUCCUCUACUACGGCAGCCACUCCAAGUAGCAGCGCUAACUUAGGCCCAAGCAACAAUAUCCGAGUGAAAGAGGAAGCAAUAGAACCUUCAGAUGAAGAAGAGGAGGAGGACGAGGACAUUGACAGUAGUCCGGCCCCGUCUCCUAGUGACAGCACUGGGACAGCUAAAGGUGUUUCUGUGGCACACAACUCCAUGAAGGUGAAGGAGGAGGAGGCACCGUCGAGCCCAAAGAUUACAUCGCCCUUAUCUUCAUCAUCCUCGCGUGGGGGCAACAUGUGCGGCGUUGGCGUGCCCGCCAAAAUGACCAAACUGUCAGUGGGUUUUGACUUCAAGCAGCUCUUCUGCAAACUGUGCAAGCGACAGUUCAGCUCACGUCAGAACUUAACAAAGCACAUUGAGCUGCACACGGAUGGCAACGACAUCUUCAUUAAGUUCUACCGCUGCCCCCUCUGUCGCUACGAGUCACGUCGCAAACGUGACGUCCUGCGUCAUGUGACUGUGGUCCACAAGAAAUCAUCUGCAUACUUAGCCAAGAUCAUGCCCAAACUGGAGAGCCGGGCGGUGAAGAGGCUAGCUGAGGUAGUACUCAACAGUACGAACCCUAACAAGAGGACAAGUGGCAACAUCAAAGAGGAAGUGAACGGACGUCACGUUUCUUCGUCGUCGUCCUCCUCUCCUUCACCUCCCGUCACUCGCAAACAAGAGUGCUCCACAGCUCCCCCAGCCACCACAUCAGCCUCCUCCUCUUCCUCUGCCCCGCCAACUGCCCCCGUCACUCGGAAACAGCAGGACCUCUCAUCGCCAGCAUUCACCCCGUCCCCUCCUGUCACCCGUAAGCAAGAGAGACAGCAAACCCACCAACAUCGCCCCAUCAGCCCCCCACUGACCCGCCGCAGUGAAAAACACACACACCAACGCAACUCCUCCUCCACCACCUCGCCCAGCAACCAAACCCCACACACCCGACGACACGACGUCCAGUCGGAGAGCAGUGGUACAGGGUCGUCCUCCACUGAAGUCAGAGUGACCAAGAAUUUCUCCCUCCACGCCUGCGACCAGUGUGGACGGGCCUUUGCAAAGAAGCUGUACCUAGAGUCUCAUAAGCGAAGUCAUCGUAAUGCAGCAACGGCAGCAGCCAACAGGAGGAAAGGAGUCAGCACCCGCUCCAAAUCCCUGGUCUGGUGAAACACACACACUUCCGCCAGGGAUAAUGGAUAAGCAAGCCGCUAACAACGAAGCGAAUCAAAAGUUUCAAUUGGAAAAAUAAUGGACGAAUGGAACGAGUGCAGAGGGGAGAUGAAGGAAACAAAGAAAAGGAACAACGGAGCAUGAUGGAGGAGUGAAGUACAAAGGAUUUCUUCCUUUUGCUUUAGAACCAAAUAUAUUGUUGGAAUCUGACAUUUUUCUGUAUAGUUUGAUUAUGAAGCCAGACAGCUUGCUGGACGGUGGUGCUGCUAUCGAUGGAGAGACUGUAGUGAAUAGCAGAUUCACUACUACUGUGUAUAUAUCCGUAUUUACUUACAACAGUGUGUAAAUAUAGAUCCAAAUACAGAUGACUGAUUUGUACUGCUUUGCUCUCUGUCAACAGCCUUUAGCAAAAGGAUGAAGGUAGACUAUGAAAGUGUGUGUGUGUGUGUGUGUGUAAGAAAGAGGGAGGGAAUAAGAACUGGAUUGUGGUCUUCACAGAAAAUAGACUGGAAACAAACUGUUGAUUUUUUAAUUUAUUUUUUGGGAGAAAGCAGAACUUGAUUUGACCCUUUCAGUCCUGCACAGAUACACAAAACCUAUUUGGGUUCUUGGCUGUUAGCAUUUUAAAUCCAUUCAUCUUCAACUUUUAUAUUGAAGAUGAAUGAAUGUAUAUUCACCCCUUAUAUAGUGUGUUGAGGAUGUUAACAAUUUGAUAUAUUCAAGACCACUUGCUCAACAUUACGACAGAUCAACAGAAAAUACAUUUUCACCCCCUACUUUUCCCUUCCCCUUCAUUUCCCUGACAUUUUCCCACUGACAACUGGAGGACUGUUGUGUCCUGCUGUCUAACAGAGAGAAAAGCCGCACCCAAAGUGGUUCUACUGCAAGUCUUCAGAAGGCUAGCUCCUUGCCUUAGAGUUGAAAAUUACCUUUAUCUUCUCAUGCAAAUGUUGCUACUGAGAGACAAACGGAUCAGAAUUCCAGUUGUAAUAUUCUUCAUGCAAGCGUUCCAUAGUCUGAUUUAAUAACCAGUUGGAUCUGCUUUGCAGGGACCAAGAGCAGCUGGAGUCUUGUAUUAGAGGAUGAAAUACUCAUUAAUCACAGGGUAUGGUCAAAGUAAGGGAAAACCCAAAGUGUGUUUUGCAGUUUUCCUUGAAAAUUGUCUGUGCUUAUUUUUUAAAAACCUCUUCUAUCAAUUUCAAAGUGAUCAAUUGUGUUUUCUUACAUAUUACUAUUAUGUUUUGUUGGACUGCCUGCGGAAAAACAUUUGUGAAGGGUGUUUCCUUUACUUUGACUGUACCCUGUAUAGCCUCCAUAUAUUAGCUAACAUAUUAGUCCCAGUAAUAGCCUGAUGGUUCUCUUAUAACCAGACUAUGUGAAGCAAGGCUUCAAUAAGACAUCCGUCUGAACUGAGGGAGUUAUGUUCUGAAUUGAGUCAACAAUUUAGGGAAAAUGUGACACCGUCAAAAUAACAAAAAUCCCACAAAUGACAUAAUUAUGAUGAUAUGAAACAAUACAAGGUGAUACAAUGAUAAUAUAACACUUUUACGGAUGCUUAAUAAAUAUUAAAUCCAAUUGGCUUUAGAUUAAUUUGCUUUCAAAUAUGGGUUAUUUUUGAAUAUAACAGCUCAGUUCGACUGUUAACUCUAAGGUGUGCUACCACAGGCAAAACAUUCAGACUAUCAAAUUAACACCAUUAUUACCCCCUAUAUGUUAAAUCACUUAUGUUAAUGUGUGAGAAUCAAAUUUACAGUGAGCAGGAAAGCGAGGGCUGCACUUACUGUUAUGGAGUAAUGCGUGUUUGAACUCAUAGUUUUGCAGACAGGUUGCCUUUGGUGUUACACUAACAGCCGCACUGCUUUUAGAUAUUAGAAACCAUUAACUGGAAGACUUUAUUUUCUAUGUUCAGUGAAAUAUCGUUGACCACCGUCAUCUUGCUUGCCACUAAGCAAACAGCCGACCCUAGGCCACUUCAGAAAUCAGUCCUCAGACCCAGACUGGCAACUUGUCUCAACUGUAGUGCCUGAGCAGCAGGUGUAACAGGUUUGAAUUGACACCAGCUGUUGGGAAUCUACCGUUUGUGGUGCUAGUUCAGAUUAUAAGAGGCCAAAAUGUGGGAGCUGUAAAGAUGGGGGGGGGGCUACGUGCCCUGGUAAGCUAAACAGUUAAAUUCUCCAAACUUAAAAGUUUACAUUACCUUUUCGUUCCAUUAACAAACAAUGCAGGGGUUCAUUCGAAUAAACUUUGUCAACUUUUCUUUUUAACCUUACCUUAUAUAAUCUCAAUUUUUGAGUGUGUGCUGCAUCAGUUCCAUUCAAAAUAUGCUUUCAUGUACUCAAACUUAAGGGGGCUGCAUUUGUUUAACAGCACCCAGAGGUAGUCUUUGAAACACUGGCACAUGAGUUGGGAGGAAAUGAUUGAGGAAGACCAAAUGUGGAAAUGUCUUAAUGUUCAAACAGAAAGCCAUGAAAUGGAACAAAAACCAGAAAAAAGGAAAGACCAAACUUUAUUUUUCUAACUGAAAACGCUACCGCAACAAGGUCUUGAAAACGUAUAUAUGGAUUCAUCCUACAAGGAUGGUAUAAAUAAUAGUUAUAAUAGUCACAAUAGUUAUUGACUUGUACUUAACUGUUGGUUGACCAUAUGCUUCAAACAUGUCGGACUAGUUACUACUCUGUCACUGUUUAAUACUGAGGCAAGUUUGUGUUGUUCCACAAUUAGCUGUCUUUUUUUGUAUGUCAUUCCUUUAUGAAGGAGGUUUUUGUUGGAAUGUGUCAAGAAGAGAACGGGAAUCAAACCUCAAGAGACUCUUAGGACUUUUCUUUUUUCUAAUUCUUGUAAUUUCUUUCAUCAUCAGUUGUAAUAUGCUAUUAAACUCACCUUCUAGAUAACCUGAGAAGAGUUAGAGAAGCCUUUCAGAUGUGACAAGAAUGUUAAAACCAACCACUUAAUAAAUAAAAAUGUACUGCUUCAAACCUCA